Molecule: messenger RNA, 5124 nt
Organism: Linum trigynum
Lineage: Eukaryota; Viridiplantae; Streptophyta; Magnoliopsida; Malpighiales; Linaceae
Source: the annotation of a GenBank genome assembly
GGUAUGAUUGUUUAUGAACUUGACUUCAUAUCUUAAGAUGAGACACGAGAUACAUUAAAAAUGAUACAUCUGAAAGUUAGAUGAAUCUUUGCUAAACUGUAUGUUAAACAUCAUGUGUUCAUCAACCACUGACCUAUGCAUUAAUCAAAUAAAGGUUUAAAAUCUAUCUAUUUGUCUAUCUAUCUAUCUAUGACAAUUCAACAAUAGUUUGUUGCCACAUGAGCACUUGAAGAAUUUACAAAUUAUCAUGGUUGACACUUUUUUUACAAACACAAAAGUAAGUUAAUGCUCAAUUUAUGUAGCUAUCUCUAUCUUCAUUUAAUGUUUUCUUUUGUUUUUAUUUAAUAAUUCAUUUGUACCUUUUGUAGUAUAUAUGUGUAGGAGCAGUAUACUAAUGUUUAGAGGCUGACAUGUAUCGCGAUUGUUUAAACAAAAAUAUUUGAAUAAAUCUUAUUAAGUAAAUUUUCAGUUUACGUCAUAUGCUAAGUAGGUGUUAGGCCAUUACCUUUUGAUUUUUCGUUAGGAGAAGAAAGUUUGAGUGAAGGAUAGCAAACCAAAUAACGGGUAUUAAAUGCAAUAGAGAGUGGAGAUACCCCGGUAGACUAAACUAACUAUGUCAACAAUUUGGUGGCGCAUGUGAUGUGAGAAAUGGUGCAGGAGGACAAUUUAAAAUUCAGCUGGCGAUAUUACUAUAUGGGCCGUGAAUUGGUGGACAAAGGUGAGGAUUGGACAGAACAGAUCUGGUAUAGAACUUCAGUAGCGGUCGUGACAAAAUGUGGGAGGAGACAACUUAGCAAUUGAUACAUAUAGAGUAAAUAACAUUUAAAUAGAUAAACCUUUCAGUUUUUUUAAAUUAUUAGCCAAACCUUUCGAACUACAAAUGAUUAGCCAAAUAUUUUGUAUCACAUCAAAAUAUUAACCUUUUUUUUAUUAUCAUUAAUAAUUUUGUAACUCUUUUCUAAUUUAAAUACUAAAUUGGAUUAUAGACCGUCACGUGUCUCUUCCAACUCAUCAUCAUGUUGUUGAGUCAAUAUUACUAACAAAAAUGCUAACUGGGAGUUAACGUUUUUACAAUUUUCUUUUACAAUUGUUCAUAUUUCCCCUUAUUUUCUUAACAUUUUACAAAUCCCGGUAAAAAACAAGUAUUAAUUACACUUAAAAAUAAUUAAACUCUUUUUAAUAUAUAUGCUAUAUAUUGACAAUAAAUGUGGCCAUACAGAAAAAUGCAUAUAUCAGUAUAAGUAAUGAAAUUUUUAUUUCUAAACAAAUACCAAACAUAAAUGAAUUUUAGAAAACGAAGGUUCUACAAGUUGUAAAAUUAUACACUAACACACCAUAUUAAGAUCAAAAUCCGUAUGUGAGUAUCUUGGAUUGAGAUUCUAAAAUAAUAUAUAAACAACGACAAUGAGUCUCAGUUAGUCCAAAUUAAAUUUCAGAAAAUUAGCAAUUGAUACAUAUUGUAUAAGAAACUAAAUACAAAUAAGAUCUUACAGUAAACUCCAUGAACAUCCAAAGUGUCAACUUUUAAUUGGGAUGAAGAAAUCUAUCCAAUAAUGAAGUAUAUGUACAAAGAAACUCUAACUAAGAUGUCCUCAUUUGAACAAUGUGGAUUCAUAUAAGAUAGAAAAAAUUGUACAUGGGACGUGGUCUACCUUUGUGACAUGGUUUAUGAUUAGAGAAUUCAAACAUUAUAAGUGAAUGUGCCAAGUAUUGAGAAUUUUCAAUAUAUAGACACACCACAUACUCACUUAUCAAUACAAAAUAUAAUAAAUUUAGAAGGUCUAAAAUAGUUUAAACAUAUAGAUAAAUUGAAUUAAUGUCAACGAUAAAAUGAAAUUAUCCGGCCAACGGGCCGGGUAAAAAGCUAGUACAUAGGGACAGGUUACGGUGAUUACUACUUUGUAGUAAUCACCGUGGUUACUACUUUGUAGUAAUCACCGUGGUUACUAAGGGUAAAUUGGGUAUGGAAAAAUAAAUUAUAUUAAUUAAUUUUUUAAUAAAUUACAUUUAAGGUAGUUACAAAAAUCUAUUAAUUAAAAUUCUCUCUUUCUCUCACUUCCGUAAUCUCCAGCCAGAUUUCCUUUCCAUAUUUUUCUCAAUCUUUCUGCAAAAAAAAAAAAAAAAAAACGAAAUCAGUACCAAUCCAUUAGAUAAAAACUACCACUUUGAAAAAUAUCAAUACCAUCUCCCCCUGGUGAUUCGUCGAUGGGUUCGCCGUCGCCGGGUAGGGGCGGGCGGGCGGGCAUGUCUCGUUGAGGAGAGUGAGGGAUUAGGGUUUGGUUAUAAUAUAUAGAAAUUAAUUAUUUAAAGGAUAGAAAUCUGGUGUGGUAUAUUUUUCGUUUUCAAAUUUACCCUUAAUCUAAUCUUCACCGUCAAUUUAAUAAUAAGAUGAAAUAAAGAUAAUGAAGGGUAUAGAUGUUAGUAGCCACCAUGAUUACUUAAAAUUAAAUAACCACCCUAACUCAUCCCCUAGUACAUAUUAGGUCUAUCAAAAUCACCUGUAAUUUGAGUCCUAAAAACUUAAACGAGAUUUAUUCCAAAAUUUUAUGAAUGAUCAUUUUCAAAACGAUUAGAGUUCCAACACCUAACACGUGCCUUUGUGAUCUUCCUUAAUCCACAUCUUGUUGUUUAAUUAGAGCCAGGUUUAUGCUCUUAAUCCCUGCCGACAAUCCUGCUAUUGGCUGAGAGUUCACUUUCAUUAUUAUGUUACUGUUGUUUGAUUGUCCCUCAUGAAACCGAGAGUUUAUAGGUGUGAUUGGUAAUCAGUCAAAGGGGAAUUGAAAGCUUUCCUCCUUUAAUCAAGAUUCUCUUUCAACCCUUUAUGCAUUAAUUAUUAAGCAGAUGAACUGAUCAUGGCUCCUAAAAACUUUUGUCCUUUAUUUUUCAAAAGAUCCCUCCUAAUAAUGAUUAUUUCAUUGCACGAGUGAGAGUUAAGCAUGGCUUUUUACCCUCGGAUUGACAAUCUCAAACUUACCAACCCUAAGUUUCGAUGAUAGUGAAUCACCAUUUAGUGGUAACUAAUGUUAGAAUGAUGAUGGGAUCAUGAUGUUGGUUAAUAUCCAGUUAUCUUUACCUCAUGCCUAAAGAGUUUAGCUAUCCGGUUUAAGUCACUGUUUACACCUAAAAAUAAUUUCAUCUUAAAACCACAUUAGUGUGGUGUCGCAAUGUCAGUUGAACAACUUUGUGAUGGCUAGCAAUGCGGCGAGUGUAACAACGUCACAAGUAACAUCGUGGAGAUAAGCAAUGUCGUGAAUAACUCACGGCGUUGCGAGUUCGACAAUGGCACGAAUUCAAAAUCGCAUAACUCAACGAUACCACAAGAACAGGGGCAUCGUGAGAUUUAAUGAUGUGAAUCUAAAUGACAUCGCGAGCUAAGCAAUGUUAUAAAUUCAGCGAUGUUGUGGAGGCAAACAACAACGUUGUUUUGUCAAAACUAGUGUGGGGAUCCGACGACUUCGCAUCCAGGCCAUGUGGCCGGGAGGUUGGUGUUUUGAACCACGAUGUUGACUUCACGGGCUCGAGCUCGAUUUUCAAACCAUGAUGUUUACUUCAUGGGCUCGAGCUCGAUUAGAAGGACAACAACUCGAGGUGGGACCAACAACAUCGUGUGGUUGACGCGAGCUCUACAAUGUUGCAAGAUCAACGAUGCUGUGAGUUUCGCCGCUGUUGAGUGGUCAACGAUGCCGAGAGAUCAACAACCUUGCGGCGAGUAUGCAGUGGCGAGGGGUGAAACAACAAUGUUGUUUAAUCGACGGUGAUGUCGUGAUUCGAACCGUGGUACAAAGUUGAUGUGUGUGCACGUGACUUUUACGAAAGGAAGAUUGGAGAACGGAUGCGAAGCAGUUGCAGACUACAACUUCGUGAAGAAGGACGGAGCAUGUGGAAGACUAAGGCGAGGCGGUUUCACAGCGUGAAGACUACGAAAGUGAAUUUGAUAAAAGCAUCGGAGCAAGGAGCGAGAGGGGAGAAUUAAAAAUCAACACAGAACAACAUCUUUCAAACUUUUCCUUUUCUCUGUAAUUUCUUCAUGGAGCUCUCCUUCCAGGAAGGAUCUCCAUAGUCGUAGUCGUAGCAUAGUCCAGGAGCUCUCCACUGGUAUCUCCAUAGGAGUAGAUCUAACGUAGAUUCCUUCAAAAACCCAAACACCCUCGUUCAAACAUUGUUUGGAGAGGUGUGAACCGAGUAACAGUCGUCUUGGUUUUUCAGAAGUCAGAGGUGCAUCGAUCAAAUCAACACCUCCCGAAAUAAUUUGGCACGUCCGGCGGUGGAUAUUUGAUGACCGUCUUGAUUUCAGGAGUCAGUGGUGCAUCCGAUCAAACGACACCGCAAAAGUUUCCAACGCAAAACAAUCAAUCAACAUCGCCCGAAACAAUUUGGCACGCCAGACGGUGGAUAUUUGGUUUCGUGUGUAACAAUCACGAUAUUAUACUCUGAUAUCUAAUGAAUGAAAUCUUUAACUCAUUGGAACAUUUCGUUUUGAUAACUUUUUAUUUAUUUUUAAUUGAUUGACCACAAUUAAUGCAGAUUUAUAAAAUGAGGACCAUGUUUUUAAUUUUUUAAAAUUAUAAUUGGAACACGCAUGUGGUGCUACUCAUUUAUUCCCCUUCAUGAUUUCAUCUCUCUUGUCAGAACUCAUGAUCUAAACGAAUUACACAUACACCUUAGUAAAUGUUCCUCGGCGCUGAGGAAAUUGAAAGAUAUCGUUGAAAUUGUUCAUCUAAAUUUUUUUCGAAAAAUCUAAUCCGCCCUCACCACAAUUAUCAUGAAGCAUACCACAAAACACAUACAUAGAACACAACAAACCACACCACAAAUAACAAAAAGUAUAUAAGAAAGCUUAUAAAGCAUACCAGAAUCUAACCACACCACAAAAAUUCACAAAACAUAUAAGAAAACUCAAAGUUGACCACUCGUUUCUUAAACCGGAACAGAAGCCUCAAAAACCAUAUCACAAGUCCCCUAAAGUAUACCAGAAACCUCAUAAAGCAUACCACAAAUUUCCUGAAGCAUACUAGGAAUCUCUUAAAGCAAACCACAAGUUUCUUAAAGCAUAUUAGAAACCUCAUAAAGCAUACCACAAGUUUUAUGAAGCAGAUCAGAAACUCAUAAAGUUGACUACAAGUU